AUGUACCAGAUAUUGCGAGGAUUGAAGUAUCUGCAUUCGGUUGGAAUAGUGCAUCGUGAUUUAAAACCAUCGAACUUACUUGUCAACAGUGAUUGCUUAUUGAAAAUCGGUGAUUUCGGCAUGGCUCGACUUGUUGAACAGUGCGUCCAGACAAGUGGCAAUUUUAUGACUGUAAGUUAUCCUACCGUAGGCAAAUUUCAAUUUAAAUAUACUAACCAUUUAAUAAGUUACAACAUUUUCUGA
This is a messenger RNA of Gongylonema pulchrum, 243 nucleotides long. NCBI's taxonomy places the organism in Eukaryota, Metazoa, Nematoda, Chromadorea, Rhabditida, Gongylonematidae. The record is from the annotation of a GenBank genome assembly.